UGGCCAUAAAUUUUAUAAAAGAAAAAGAUUCGUAAGUCUUUAUACUUCAACAUUCAAAAUGCCAACUGAUCAAAUACAAUAUUCUGAAAAAUACAACGACGAUAAAUAUGAAUAUAGACAUGUUAUCUUACCUGCUGAUUUAGGAAGACAUGUUCCAAAAACGCAUCUUAUGUCAGAAACAGAAUGGAGAAAUUUAGGAGUUCAACAAAGUCCAGGCUGGGUACAUUAUAUGAUGCAUGUACCAGAACCACAUGUACUACUCUUUCGCAGACCAAGGACUGAUUUAUUAAGUACAAGAAACGUCCCUUUCCAAAGAGAAUAUCAAAGUGUAUAUUGUGUUUAA
Messenger RNA from Eufriesea mexicana, 343 nucleotides. Its product is annotated as cyclin-dependent kinases regulatory subunit. Gene Ontology annotation, molecular function: cyclin-dependent protein serine/threonine kinase regulator activity. NCBI's taxonomy places the organism in Eukaryota, Metazoa, Arthropoda, Insecta, Hymenoptera, Apidae. The record is from RefSeq and is a predicted model, not a curated record. The coding region runs from base 59 to 343 and encodes 94 amino acids. The transcript has 3 exons.